GCCGUUCCCGGCAGGCGGGCGGGGCGCGGGUAGAAAAGGCGCGGCGCGGGCGGCGGCGGCGGCCCGACGGCGCCAUGAGCACGGCGCUCUUCAGCCUGGACGGGCCGGCGGCCUUCGGCAAGGCGGCGCGCGCGCCCGAGCCCGCCAUGGACGACGACGAGAGCGCCAUCGACUUCAGCGCCUACAUCGACUCCAUGGCGGCCGUGCCCACGCUGGAGCUGUGCCACGACGAGCUCUUCGCCGACCUGUUCAACAGCAACCACAAGGCGGGCGCGCUGGAGCUGCUGGGCCCGGGACCCGGCGCGCCGCGGCCGCUCAAGCGCGAGCCCGCCUGGGCGGGGGACGCGGCCGGCUCGCUGCUGCCCGCGCAGGUGGCGGCGUGCGCGCAGACGGUGGUCAGCCUGGCCGCGCCCACGCCGCCCGCGUCGCCCGAGCCGCCGCGCGCCAGCCCCGCGCCCGCGCCCGCGCGCGACAAGGCGGCGGCCAAGCGCGGCCCGGACCGCGGCAGCCCCGAGUACCGGCAGCGGCGCGAGCGCAACAACAUCGCCGUGCGCAAGAGCCGCGACAAGGCCAAGCGGCGCAACCAGGAGAUGCAGCAGAAGCUGGUGGAGCUGUCGGCCGAGAACGAGAAGCUGCACCAGCGCGUGGAGCAGCUCACGCGGGACCUGGCCGGCCUGCGCCAGUUCUUCAAGCAGCUGCCCGGCGCGCCCUUCCUGCCCGGCGCGGCCGACGGCCGGUGACCCCGGCCCGCGCGGAGCGGGACGCCGCCCACCCCUUAAAUUAUUUUUGUACGGACGCUUUCCGACGCCGCGCGUGGGUGCAGCGGGGCGCACGGACAGACUGCCGCCGGCCCGGCGCUGCAGCGAGACGCAGAGACUGAGCACGCUCCCGUUUUUAUAUGAAUUUUUAACAGCGUUUGUAAGAAUAAAGACUCCCGGUUAAACCGC
This is a messenger RNA of Sorex araneus (European shrew), 947 nucleotides long. It is a transcript of the gene CEBPD, whose product is annotated as CCAAT enhancer binding protein delta. Gene Ontology annotation, molecular function: DNA-binding transcription factor activity, RNA polymerase II-specific; RNA polymerase II cis-regulatory region sequence-specific DNA binding. Lineage: Eukaryota; Metazoa; Chordata; Mammalia; Eulipotyphla; Soricidae. Gene Ontology annotation, biological process: regulation of transcription by RNA polymerase II; regulation of cell differentiation; DNA-templated transcription. The record is from RefSeq and is a predicted model, not a curated record. Bases 75 to 740 code for a protein of 221 amino acids. The transcript has a single exon.